AUGACUUGUCUCCAUUCUAACUAUAAACAGACCCUCCCACAAGCGCGCCGUCGCUUUCUUUCUAAACUCAUCGCUCCUGAGGACCCCGAGGUAGCAGCCUCUAUCCGUUCUGACCUCUUCAUCGUUCAGAAUCCUUCUUCUCCGGCUCCAAAUAAUCAACCUCUACUCGUGCACCGGAGUGUUGUCGAUGUCCACGAAACUGACGAUGCGGGGUGGCGACGGCCCGCCGAUGCCGGUGGGUCGUCGUCGGCGUUCUCGUCUCCUGCUUCGUCGUCGAAGAAUAAGGGGCGGUUGUCGACGCCCGAUAGGACGAGAGAGAAGGGCAAGGCGUCGACUGCGUCUAGUUCAGUUUCUGGGUCGGCGGGUCGCGAGCAGCAAUUGCGAGAGAGGGAGAGGAGGAGGAGAUGGAGUGGUGCUGAGAGGGAGGAUUAUGGGGUCUCAUCGCCUUGA
This is a messenger RNA of Aspergillus oryzae RIB40, 450 nucleotides long. RefSeq lists its product as uncharacterized. The transcript has a single exon. The record is from RefSeq and is a predicted model, not a curated record. The coding region runs from base 1 to 450 and encodes 149 amino acids. NCBI's taxonomy places the organism in Eukaryota, Fungi, Ascomycota, Eurotiomycetes, Eurotiales, Aspergillaceae.